UGUAUUGAUUUUUUUAUUUGUUUUGUAAUCGUCAUCAAUUUUUAGUUGUGACAACGAAAGAAAAAAAGAAAAAUACCGAAUUUUUUCCCGAAUCAAAACCAAACAACAACCAACAUAUCAAUUUAUCGAUCAUCAGACUGAAUCAGACCAUUUAAUAUUUGUUUUUUGAUGGAAAAUAAAAAUCAAUCAUCAUCAUCAUUGAACCAAAGACGACAACAUGAAAAAUCACCAACAAAUUCAUCAUUUGACAAUGAUUUGGAUGAAAAAUCCAUUUCAAUACAAAAAUCUAAACCAAAUCUUAAAGGAGAUUAUAUGAAUAUUGCUAUACUAUUAUUUUUAUAUCUUCUUCAAGGUAUACCGCUUGGUUUGAUUUCUGGCAUACCAUUGAUAAUGAUGAAUCGUGGUAUCGAUUAUUCGGAUCAGGCAAUAUUCAGUUUUUCAAUGUGGCCAUUUAGUUUGAAAUUAUUAUGGGCACCAAUUGUUGAUUCUGUUUAUUCAUCACGUUUUGGACGUCGUAAAUCAUGGAUGAUACCAUCACAAUAUUUGAUCGGUGCAUUUAUGAUUGUUACAUCAUAUUAUCUGGAUUCAAUGAUGAAUUCAAUUGAAGGACCAAAUAUUUAUUCAGUAACGGCAUUAUUUUUAAUAUUAAAUUUUCUUGCCGCAACACAAGAUAUUGCUGUUGAUGGUUGGGCAUUAACAAUGUUAAAACCAUGUAAUGUUGGUUAUGCAUCAACAUGUAAUUCGGUUGGUCAAACAGCUGGAUAUUUUCUUGGUUAUGUUGUAUUUUUAAUAUUGGAAUCACCACAUUUUGCUAAUUAUUUCCGACAAGAACCACAAGAUGUUGGUUUAAUUACAUUGGAUGGUUUUUUCUAUUUUUGGGGUAUUGUUUUUAUUAUUGUUACAACAUUGGUUUUGUUAUUUAAAAGUGAACAACCAACUAUACAUGAAGAAGAAGAUUCAACUAUUCGGGAAACUUAUUUAAAAUUGAUACAAAUAUUAAAACUUGGUCCAAUCAAAAGUUUUACAAUUAUAUUGUUAACAUGUAAAAUUGGUUUUUCAAUUGCCGAUGCAGCAACACCAUUAAAAUUAAAAGAAGCCGGUCUACCAAUGGAUCAUAUUGCAUUAAUGGCUAUACCAUUAUUACCAUUACAGGUUGCAUUACCAUGGAUUAUUGGACGUUAUACGAAUGGACCUCGGCCAUUGGAUGUUUUUCUUCGUGCCUAUCCAUUUCGUUUGAUAUUUUCAUUCUUGGUUGCCGGUAUUGUUUGGUGGACACGUGUAUUAUAUGCAAAAUAUUCAUAUUUUCCAGCAUAUUAUUAUGUAUUUUUAAUCAUUAUUUAUUGUUUUCAUCAAGUUAUUGUUUAUAGUAUGUUUGUUUCAAUAAUGUCAUUUCAUGCAAAAAUAUCGGAUCCAUCAAUCGGUGGUACAUAUAUGACAUUAUUGAAUACAUUAACAAAUUUAGGUGGAAAUUGGCCAAAUACAUUAGCAUUAUCAUUAUUAGAUUAUAUAAAUUUAUCAUAUUGUUCAUUAGAUGGAUCAUUUUGUUUUAUAAAAUCAAAUAAAACACAUAUACAUGAUGAUUCGUGUAUUGAAAAAGAUGCCGGUAAUUGUGUAUUAUGGUUGGAUGGUUAUUAUACAUUAACAUUUUUUUUCGCAUUAAUUGGUACAUUAUGGUAUUUUUGGUCAUAUAAAUUAAUUGUUCGUUUACAAUCGAUACCGAAAAAACAAUGGCUUUGUCCAAAUUCAUUGAAACGAAGAGAAAGUUGACUAAAUUCUUGUUCAACCGAAACGACUAAUUCCGAAAAUGAUACCGAAUCUAAAAUCAGUCAUCAUCAUCAUCAUCAGGAUCAUCUUCAUUCUGGUCAUUAUAGA
Dermatophagoides pteronyssinus (European house dust mite) is the source of this 1872-nucleotide messenger RNA. Its product is annotated as acetyl-coenzyme A transporter 1. Gene Ontology annotation, molecular function: acetyl-CoA transmembrane transporter activity. The record is from RefSeq and is a predicted model, not a curated record. Gene Ontology annotation, cellular component: membrane. Gene Ontology annotation, biological process: acetyl-CoA transmembrane transport. Lineage: Eukaryota; Metazoa; Arthropoda; Arachnida; Sarcoptiformes; Pyroglyphidae.